UCAAUGUUAGAAUACUGCAGAAUGUCUUCCCUGAUUAUCAUUUGAAAACAAAAUGGUGCAAAUGCUGGUGAAAAACGGUGAUAUUUCAGUUUUUCUUCUAUAGCUUAUGUUGUUCAGGGAUGUUUUCAGAUUUUUUUUCUGGCUGAACUCUGGAGAUGUAUGAGCAAGUUUGGGAUCAAUUUGAUACUUGUGGUCUCUGAGGCAAUACUGUGGCCAGAAAUUUCUAUAAUUGUGGUUUUACAUGUGACUAGAAUUGCUGGGUUUUGGAUAGUCAGCAUCCCUUGGAAGUACAUUGUUUCAUUGCUAUGCUUUGUAUUACAGUUAGAGAAUAUUAUUUGUUUAUGACCCAAGUGCAGAUCUUUUAGACUCAUCCCACUUCAUAAAGAUGAACAGGAUCAGUUGGUAGCUUUCUAACUGAUCAUGCAGGUAACUGCAAAGAGAUAAGCUGUUACUUGAUUGUAUACCUAUACCUCACUUGUUAUCCAUCUUGGUACUUGAUCAAACAUCAGUAAUUUUUUUCUGAUUCAAAGGACUUCUAUCUAAAAAAAUACCCCUUGUUAGUUUAAAGGUGAUGCAAGCAUAAAGUAGCCUGACAUUAAUGUAUUCAGAGUGGAAAAAUAAACCUGCAACAGCAUCGAUAAGUCCAAUUUAUUCCAAGGUCAUCCAUGACCUUUGAACCUCUUAAAGAGAAGGAUGAAUUACCAUAUAUUUGAUCAGUUGUCUAUUAAUAGGAGAGGGAAAAGCAAACUGAAUAGCACCAAAAAUAGAUUAAUUAGUUUUCUGAUUGCUGUUUCUGUGGUAUUAUUUUGUACAAAACAGCUGUUUUAUUAAAUAGUCUUGGAGAUCAUUUAUGCCUGUAUGGCACUGAAGUAUUGGCAAAGUGAAAGAAGUGGUUUGAGGAUAUUGGCUAUGAUGAGGAGUGACUGAUUAAACGAAGCCUGCAUUCCCAUUUAAAAGAAUGAGAGGCAGUCUAAUUGAAACUUAUAAAAUUAUAAUGGUGCUCGGCAGGCUGGAUAUUUCAAUGGGUGAAGAAUCCAGAACAAAGGGACAGACUAGGAAUAGGGGUCAGGCCAUUUAGAUCUGUGAUAGGGAGAACUUUCUUCACUUGGAGUUUGGUGAAUUGUGUGGGGUGGAAGAGUGUCUAAUGCUGCCUGAGUAUUGGCAGAGCCCAUGUAGGUUUAUUCAUUAUGGAAGUAAACUGGGAAUCCAGUUUUUUGGAUUAACGUUAGCAUAUUUUCACGUGCAUUUGUAGUCUGGGGGAAGCAAACUAUCAGGCUAGUCUGUGUUUCUGUAGUGAAUGUGAAUGAAGAAGACUCUUGCUUUUGACAUUCUCAGAUUCUGCCUCUAAAGUUUGAAGAUGAACAGGUAUGCAUUGAUCUAUGUGGCAGUGUAGUUUCUGAUGCAGAAUUUUGCUCUAGUGAACCUCUAAGUUAUUUGCAUCCGAAGUGUGAUAUUUUGCCAGCUAAGCCCCCUGCUCUACUCACUUUAUAAUUAUGACUGUGAGGCUAAGCACAGUUCCAAUGCCAUAUUUAAGUUUGCUGACAACACCACUGUCAUUGGCGGUAUCAAAGGUGGUGAUGAAUUAGCAUAUAGGAGGGCUAUUGAAAAUCUGGCUGAGUGGUGUCAAAACAGCAAUGUCCACAAGAUAGGGGAGCUGACCUCAGGAGGGAGUCGUCAUCAGGGAAUCAGAGGCGGAGAGGGUCAGCAACUUUAAUUUCUUCGGCGUUAUUAUUUCAGAGGAUUUGUCCUGAGUCCAGCAUGUAUGUGCCAUUACUUUAUUAGAAGUCUACAAAGCUUCAGUCUGACAUCUAAAACUUCGACAAAUUUAUAUAGCUGUGUGGCGGAGAGUUUACUGACUGGAAGCAUCGCAACCUGGUGUGGACACACCAAUACCCUUAAACAGAAAAGCCUACAAAAAGUAGUGGAUACCGCUGAGUCGAUCACAGGUUUGGCUACACCUGUGGAUCUGAAGUUAAAGCUAAUUCCAAUUCUACAGCAUAUGCAUCAUGAUGCCACUCUUGCAUCCAGCACCCGUGUGCUCCUACAGCAGCUAGUGGCAUUGUACCCUUCCACCAAGAUGGUAAUAGUUACCCUGCAUACUUUUACACAGCUAGCUGCUUCGUCACUGGUUGAUAUCCCAAAGCAGAUUCAGCUUUUGCUGCAGUAUUUGAAAGAAGACCCUAGAAAAGCUGUAAAGAGGCUUUCUAUUCAGGACCUAAAGCUGUUAGCCAAUAAAACACCACAUAUGUGGAGCAGAGAUAACAUUCAGUCUCUGUGCGAGUGUGCCCUUCAGAGCCCUUAUGACAGUUUGAAAUUGGGCAUACUUUCAGUUUUGUCCACGUUAUCAGGAACAAUCGCAAUGAAACAGUACUACUAUAAUUCACAAGGAAGUACGACGACUCCAGCACAUUCUGACGACCUGAUAAAACUUGCGCAAGAGUGCAGUUACCAUAGCAACUGUGCUAUUGCAGCUCAUGGUGUUACUGUUCUAACAAACAUUGCAUCCUGCUUAGAAAAAGAUUAUUUGGGUUUGGAACAAGAUGCAGUCUUUGCUCUGGAAUCCCUCCUUGUUCUUUGUAGCCAGGAAAGUAACAUAGGAGCACAGAACGCUUUAAAGACUGCAUUUACCUGCAUGGUGAAGUUGAUGUGUCGUUGUCCUCAUCUGAGCCAGCCAGUUGUUGAAUCUCUGCUGACCCAACUACAUACUGCCCAGGACCUCGCUCGGAUUCCAAUGUGCCACUGCCUUGCAGCUAUAGCAGUGCAAUUGCCCGUCUUGGGAGAGGGAAUGCUGGCAGAGCUCCUGGAAUUGUACAAGAUGAUUGGAUCGUCAUCUACAGAUAAACAGCAGGAACUAAUGGUAGCAUUGGCUACAGUUAUUUUUGUAGCCAAUCAGAAAACUAUGUCUACAGAUGUUAAAAAUGUGAUAAAACAGCAACUGGAAAAUGGAGCCAAUGGCUGGACAGUUUAUAAGAUUGCUCGUCAAGCAUCCCGGAUGGGAAACCACAAUAUGGCUGGAGAGCUCUACCGUGGCUUGUUAACUCAAGUGGCCUCUGAACAUUUUUAUUUCUGGCUAAACAGCUUGAAGGAAUUCUCAAAAGCAGAGCAGUGUUUGGCAGGCCUACAAGAUAGCAAGUCUAGUGUUGCACUGGCUUGUAUUGCUGAGGCUUUGAAACACUACCAGAGGGGCAUAGCUUCUUUGACAGCUGCAAGCACGCCCACCAAUCCCUUGACUUUCCAGUGUGAGUUUGUUAAGUUACGGAUUGACAUGCUGCAGGCAUUCUCACAGCUGAUCUGUACCUGCAACAGCCUGAAGACAAGCCCGCCGCCUGCAAUUGCCACAGCAAUUGCUAUGGCAUCAGGAAAUGACUUGCAGAGAUGUGGCCGUAUUACCAACCAGAUGAAGAUAUCAAUGGAAGAAUUCAGACGUCUAGCAACUCGUUAUCAUGACCUUUAUCAAUCUUCCUUUGAUGCUGAUUCUGCCACCUUGAGAAAUGUUCAACUACAGCAACAAAGUUGUUUACUAAUUUCUCACUCUAUUGAAGCAUUAAUCCUCGAUCCAGAUUCCGCCAGUUUCCAAGAGUAUGGAUGCAAUGGGAAUGUCCAUGCUGAAAGCGAGUAUGAAAGAAGCAUGUUGUCUGUAUUUGCCCAGGUGCUGGAGGACAUAGAGUCUCUUAGCAGAAAGUAUCCUCCUGUUUCCUACCUGCACACCAUGUGCCUCUGUGCAGCUGUAAUAUCCUUGCUGAAGGUCCCCUUAUCAUUUCAGAGGUAUUUCUUCCAAAAGCUUCAAUCAACUAGCAUCAAGUUGGCACUGUCACCUUCACCUCGCACUCCAACAGAACCAAUCACUGUGCAGAAUAAUCAGCAAUUGGCUCUUAAGGUGGAAGGUGUUAUCCAGCAUGGCUCAAAGCCCGGCUUCUUCAGGAAGAUUCAGGCAGUUUGUCUGAAUGUUUCCUCCUCAGUGCAGAACAAGGGUGUGCAAGAUUACAAGGUAUUACUGGAGAACACGACAAAUGAAAUGGAACAGCGAGUGGAACCCCAUAAUGACUACUUCAGCACACAAUUCCUGCUAUGUUUUGGUGCACUUGGGAACCACAUUGUUACUGUUGAAGCUUCUGUCGUUGACUCAAAUGGUAUUAUUUGGAAAACAGGACCAAAAACUACCAUUGCUAUCAAAUCCAUGGAAGAUCCAUUUUCCCAGCAAUUACGGCUACAGCAGCAGCAACAGCAGUCACAACAGCAAUCACAGCUGCAGAGGAAUGCACUUUGUCGGUUUUAAUAUAAAGCCCUAAUAUAGCAAAGAACUGCCAGUUAUCUGCUGUGCUGCCUCAUCAGGAAGCUCGUAGCCCAGGGGUCCCCAACCCGAAGUCCCUGGCCCCUUUGGUUAAUCGUAGGGGUCCAUGGCAUUAAAAAAUCUUGGUAACCCCUGGUGUAGCCCAAAUGACAGAUUUUGUAUAGAAAAUCAACUUUGUAUCCUCUCAAAUACAAAUUGAAACUUCUCUACUUUUCUUGCCACUGCUAUUCUAUGAACAUUUGUACAUUCCAUUCUCCAGCCUCUCAGAAUGAAGGUGAUGAUUUAAAUGCUUAAAGUUAAAUUUGUUAGAAAGUAUGCUUAAUAGUGAAAUCUAAUAAAACCUUGCAUUUGUAAGCAUGUAUUGAUUUCAUUUUUAAAUCUGUUUAACAACUUACCUCUUUCGGCCAACUUUGAAUGGAGUACUUGGAAAAAAGGAGUUAAUGACACCU
Hypanus sabinus (Atlantic stingray) is the source of this 4740-nucleotide messenger RNA. It is a transcript of the gene ints7, whose product is annotated as integrator complex subunit 7. Bases 1763 to 4276 code for a protein of 837 amino acids. Gene Ontology annotation, biological process: snRNA 3'-end processing. The record is from RefSeq and is a predicted model, not a curated record. The transcript has 16 exons. Gene Ontology annotation, cellular component: integrator complex. NCBI's taxonomy places the organism in Eukaryota, Metazoa, Chordata, Chondrichthyes, Myliobatiformes, Dasyatidae.